Molecule: messenger RNA, 933 nt
Organism: Sphaerodactylus townsendi
Lineage: Eukaryota; Metazoa; Chordata; Lepidosauria; Squamata; Sphaerodactylidae
Product: olfactory receptor 10C1-like
Exons: 1
Coding region: 1-933 (310 amino acids)
Biological process (GO): G protein-coupled receptor signaling pathway
Cellular component (GO): membrane
Molecular function (GO): G protein-coupled receptor activity; olfactory receptor activity
Source: RefSeq, a predicted model, not a curated record
AUGGAAAAUGAAACAUCUGUGACUGAAUUCAUUGUAUUGGGGUUUUUAAUACUCCCAGAGUUGAAGCUUUUACUCUUUGUGGUAUUUUCUUGCCUGUACCUCCUUACUGUACUUGGCAACAUCAUCAUUAUUGUAAUCAUUACCACUGAUGGUGCUUUAAAGAUUCCCAUGUAUUUCUUCUUAAGGAACUUGUCUUUCUUAGAAUUAUGUUUCACUUCAGUCACAAUACCCAACAUGUUGGUGAAUCUGUGCUUGGAAGAAACCAAAAUCUCUUUUGUUGGGUGUGCGACACAGCUCUAUUUCUUUUUGCUGCUUGGUGUCUCAGAGUGCCUUCUUCUCACUGUCAUGUCAUAUGAUCGCUAUGUGGCCAUCUGCAUCCCACUAAGAUACGCAAUCAUCAUGAACAAGAGGAUUUGCCUCCAGUUCUCCGCUGCCUGUUGGUGUGUUGGCUUCUUGGUGGCAGCAGGACACACAACUGUUAUCUUCUCUCUCCCCUUUUGUGGACCCAACACCAUUAACCAUUUCUUCUGUGAUAUUCAGCCUUUACUUAUGCUUGUUUGUGGGGACACUUUUUGGAAUGAAGUCCAAGUCAUUGCAGUUGCUGGUGUGGUGCUGAUGCUGCCCUUCAUUCUUGUUCUUGUGUCGUACAUUCAUAUCAUCACUACCAUUCUGAAGAUGAGCUCAGCCAAAAGCAGGAGCAAGGCUUUCUCCACAUGUUCAUCUCACCUCACUGUAGUAUCAAUGUACUAUGGCACAGCUGUCUUUAUGUACACACGGCCCAAGUCCAGUUACUCUUUGGAUAAAGACAAGUGGUUCACUCUAUUCUACUGUGUUCUUACACCACUACUGAACCCUAUCAUAUAUAGUCUGAGGAACAAAGAGGUGAAGGGAGCGUUAUGGAAAUUGGGUAACAAAAUAUUUUGGAAGGGAUAA